AUGUUUGAUGCCUGCAAGGUGAACGUCUCAUCAGCCCUUGUCAAGGCUGUCAUUGAUGGCAUACAAAGAAAAUUUGCUAUCAAGGAAGGCAGUACUUGGCGAAGUGUUGCUGGUGAUGCCCGGCCUGACGCCAUUCAAGAGCUGGAAGCUAAGGCAUCGCCUUAUAUUCGUCUGCGUGCUUGUGUUGGUUCUUGGGGAGCAAACAUGCUCCUCGAUUACUAUUGGUCUUCUAUCCGUCGAAGAAACAAAAAACAGGCUGCCAGUGGCACUGGCAAAAGGUUGAAGGAAAAGAUUACCGACCAUCCUUUGAACUGCCUGAGCAAAGCGAAAGGCAGCCCAAAAUGCGGCUUAACCUACAUCAUCCGAAUGCGUGUCCUCUGCAGAUUAUGA
Molecule: messenger RNA, 390 nt
Organism: Rhizopus microsporus ATCC 52813
Lineage: Eukaryota; Fungi; Mucoromycota; Mucoromycetes; Mucorales; Rhizopodaceae
Exons: 2
Coding region: 1-390 (129 amino acids)
Source: RefSeq, a predicted model, not a curated record